This is a messenger RNA of Megalopta genalis, 1485 nucleotides long. The record is from RefSeq and is a predicted model, not a curated record. Lineage: Eukaryota; Metazoa; Arthropoda; Insecta; Hymenoptera; Halictidae.
CGACACUCGUCCGCAAAGGGUUAAUAUUGAUAAUUCAUGGUAUACAAGUAACAGGAAUCUUAGUGUUAAUUCAUUUAUUGACUUUCGAUAUCCGGAAGCUUAUGAUAACGUUGAUAUGUCUCACAAUGGUACAGAAGAUAUCGAAAGCUGAAUUUAUGAAUUACUGUGUUCGUUCCGCAUAAAAGUAUGAAUUUGCCACGGAACAUUCGCAGUUCUUGCACGUCAUUCCCCGUUCGACUGUUUCUGCGUACCCCCACGAAAACAUGUCGUUUCAUACGAUCCCCGAAUCGUAGUACGUAAAUAAUUUCUUUCGCGCAAAUCCACAAGAACGAACGUUCGUUGAUCCCACAUAUAUGAAAUGACAAGGAAGGUCGAUCGGCUUUAACGUUGAGAGCAACGUUCUUUAACAUGUGUUGACACGAACCGGCACCGCGCUGUCGCAAACUAUGCUGAUCGAGAAGAUAGGUUAUGCGGCGAUCAUAUAUUGGGGAUACAAGCUGGCGCGCAAUGUGAUCUACAAGAUUUAUAGGAAUUACACGGCGUCGACCGUCGAUUUGUACACGAUGGGCAAAUGGGCGGUGAUAACAGGAUGCUCCCACGGUAUCGGACGAGCGUACGCGGAAGCGUUGGCCAAGAUAGGGAUGAACGUGAUCCUCGUCAGUCCCGACAACGAGGCUCUGAAAACGAUCGCGGCCGGUAUCGAGGAGAUGUACAACGUGAAAACGAAAGUGAUCAAACUGGAUCUGUCGGAGGGCCUGGACACGUACAACGUGAUCGAGAAAGAGAUGUUCGGCUUGGAGAUCGGCGUGCUGAUCAACAACUUGGGCAUGUCUUAUCCGCAUCCGGAAUACUUUCUCGAUCUUCCGCACAAAGAGAAGAUCUACAUGAGCAUCGUUCACUGCAACGUCGUCGUCGUCACGAACAUGUGCCGCAUCCUGCUUCCGCAAAUGGUCGUUAGAGGGAGGGGCGUGAUAGUGAACGUAUCAUCCAUGGUCGCUGUGCUGCCAAGCCCGCUUUUAACGGUCUUCGCAGCCACCAAGGCGUACAUCGUUAAAUUCAGCAGGGACCUACAAAUCGAGUACGCGAAACACGGUAUAAUCGUGCAGUGUUUGCUACCCGGAACGGUGACGAAUCAUACGUUGUAUUCGCCGAAACCGGGAUGGAUGGUACCGACGCCGGAAAAAUAUGUGCAAAGUGCAAUUAAGUCCAUAGGGAAGGACACCGUGACCACCGGUUUUCUCCAACAUUCGAUUCUGAUCGCGAUGAUCAAGCUGUUGUACCGGGUGUCGCCCACUUCCAUUAUCAUUUGGAUGAUCAAUAUCAUGGAGGGAAAUCGGAAUAAUGUACUGCGUCGUUACAUUGGAUAAUUUUGUAAAAAUAUUUAAAUAUAUAAUUCGUAAGUUGAAGAAGAAGAAUUUGCUAAUGUAUUGUAAUAUAUAUAUUUUUUUUAAUAAAAUGCGAAAAUCGCUUCGAUCGUCGAAUAUA